AUGAAGUUGAUUGUGGCGUACAUUACCACAAUAUUCUCUCUGUUGGCAUUUCGGGCACAAUCUUUUAGUAUAGAAAUGGUUAUGAACAGGUGCGUGCUCGGACCGGGUCACGGCUGCACACCCAAGAUGACCAUUGUGACAAAGGGCGAUGCGCAGCCGAUUAUUGAAGUCAUGAAGCUCAACGAUGGCAACGUGCCCUCUGUUGAACAAUCGCAUGCACACUACAACACAGACUCGGAGGCUGAUAACGACGGAUAUGUCUCGUCGGAUGUGCCAUCACCAACUGGCUUCCCUAUGGUGUGCGAAAGAUGCUACAAAGAUAUAAGCCCGAGAAGAUCCUCGAGCAGUUUUGAAACCGAGAAAAAUAAUGCGCUUGGCAACGACAGCUCGGAAGGCGACAAUGAUUCUGUCAAAGAAAAUGCCAAUGAUGAUGACCAGGAUGAGGAAGAAUUCGUAGACGAUGAUGAUUCGACGGACGCCUUAGAUCCUGAUGAGUACGCCAUGCGGGGUUAUGAAGACAGUGUAGGAAACGGACAAACCUCUUACCUCGAGAUGGAAAGGUGUCUGCAGUACCAGAGAAUGGGAUGUCCGUACACUCUUCGUUCUCAGCGUUCGACGUACAACCCUCAGUACUACACCGCGUUCUCACCCAGAUAUGCGCGAACAGACGACGGUGCACAACUAGAUUCUAGUUCUGAUGACAACCGUGCCAGUGGUGAUGAGACAGAAAGUACGUGCCCCUUUGCAAACCGUAGCCAGCAGCCCCUAUACUACUCCUAUAGCCAACCGCAAUACCGAGUCAACUACAAACCGACCUGCAGGCGUUACAUUCGUUACUUCAGCCCCUGCAGGCCAAGGCCUUGCCGCCAGACCGGGUACCAACCAUCAAGGUAUGGAAAUAGUUUCAAUAAUGAAAUCAAUUAUGCAUUAGAGGUCGUCAGACCUAUUGAAAGAAGCGAGGAUUACGAAUCCGAAUCAAAAGGUUCUACCUUUCAAGUGAAUCAUAACGACUCUAAUGAGGGUGAUGAAAACGGCAACUUCCAUACACGUGAUUUAAUAAACGACUCCGAAAAUGGUCGUGAUGCCUCAACAACCGUCCGCGUAACAAAUGGCAUGUUUAAUGUAGACGUCGGUAAGUCAGCCGACAGCGUUAUGAAACAUUAUAGAGAUUUACAGACCGAAAGAGCCGCAACCAACGCGGGGGUCAAGGAUACAGGAAAUACCGAAAAAACAGAUGACAUUUACAACAUGAGUUUCAUAGAAACUGCAAGACAGAUCUCAUAUGCGAAUAACUACGCAUCCGUCGCCCCGCAUCUUCGAAACCAACCAUCAGGUGGCAUGAUGUCAAACGGGCAAAAAGAUCCGACUUUUUAUGAACUUGGAUCUAAUAAUAAUAUGACACCGACGAAUGGUAUUACAUAUAAGAAACGCAAUCGCGACAAAUCGGUUGCUCGUUUACGUGAAGAUGAUGACUAUGCUGUAGAUUUUGACAAUUUUAUGGCGGAAGGGCUAGAGAAUAACGGCGCUAAUGAGAACGAAGCGAAUGGUGAUCCUGAAUUAGUAGGUGAAGAUUAUGACGAUAAUGAAGAUGAUAAUAAAGCCCAACUGAAAGAACAAAAUGACGAACGUGACGAUGAUUAUCUAGAACAAAUUGAUCAACGUGAAAAUGACGAACAUGAAAAUAACAAACAUGAAAAUGAUAAACAUGAAAAUGACAAACGUGACAACGAUUAUCUAGAUGAAAUUCUUGAACCUAAACGUGAGGGUAUAGAUGAAAUUCUUGAACCUAAACGUGAGGGUAUAGAUGAAAUUCUUGAACCUAAACGUGAGGGUAUAGAUGAAAUUCUUGAACCUAAACGUGAGGGUAUAGAUGAAAUUCUUGAACCUAAACGUGAGGGUAUAGAUGAAAUUCUUGAACCUAAACGUGAGGGUAUAGAUGAAAUUCUUGAACCUAAACGUGAGGGUAUAGAUGAAAUUCUUGAACCUAAACGUGAGGGUAUAGAUGAAAUUCUUGAACCUAAACGUGAGGGUAUAGAUGAAAUUCUUGAACCUAAACGUGAGGGUAUAGAUGAAAUUCUUGAACCUAAACGUGAGGGUAUAGAUGAAAUUCUUGAACCUAAACGUGAGGGUAUAGAUGAAAUUCUUGAACCUAAACGUGAGGGUAUAGAUGAAAUUCUUGAACCUAAACGUGAGGGUAUAGAUGAAAUUCUUGAACCUAAACGUGAGGGUAUAGAUGAAAUUCUUGAACCUAAACGUGAGGGUAUAGAUGAAAUUCUUGAGCAUGAAAAUGAAGGUAUAGAUGAAAUUCUUGAGCCUAAAAAUGAAGGUAUAGAUGACAUUCUUGAACCUAAACGUGAGGGUAUAGAUGACAUUCUUGAACCUAAACGUGAGGAUAUAGAUGAUAAUGGCAAUGAUGAUGAAGCUGACGCUGAAACUGCAAAUGACAAUGCAGAAAAAGAGGAUGGCGAAAUGGAGAACGACGUGUCCAAUGCAACUGCUGAAAGCAGUAGUCCUACCGAUGAUGCGUUUCCAGAAGAUUCUGAUGACGAAAGUGAUGACGUCACAGAUGUGGCGGAUUACAUACGUGAACAAAAUGUGGAUGUCUUACGAACUCCUCCUGGAUUGGAGUAUUUAGGUUCAGGUUAUGACAUGGUGAAAGGCAAUCCACUGGGUGACACCAUAACCUUGUUGGACCCAGGCUACCGGGCCAAUAUAAUCCAAAUGCACUGGCGUAAAGAUUUUGAAGGUGUUAGCAACAGUUUACUAUAUAUGCAACCAAAAGGUGCCUGGGUGAGGUCUUACGUGUCAUGUCAUAAGAGCGACACGGUCUCCGAGGUGGGAAAAUCAAAGUCAUUGAAGAACGCCCUAUCUGUUGACGCUUCCGUGUCUGCUGAAGUUCCGGGUGAUUCUCUAAAGUUUGCAGCUUCUGCAAGCUACAACAAUGUGAAGAAUUCAGAAAGUCAGAAAGGACUAAAGAAAUAUGUUAGCAGGUCCUACUGUUUAAAUUAUGUCGCUGGUAUUCCCAGCUCUAUUCCUUGGGAUUACACCACCGCCUUCACAAUCGCUCUGAAACAGUUACCUACGAAAUUUGAACAUGAAAGAGACGGAGUCAUAUGCUCGCCUAGUAUUUAUCGCGAUAACCCUACAAGCAAGGCUUGCUUGGAUCUUGGUGUGCGCCCCUGGAUGCGAUUUUUCACUAUUUUUGGCACCCAUGUUACUACUAAGAUAUAUCUAGGCGGUAAAAUGGUCACUCUCAUCGAAACUAAGGCCAGCCAGGAAGCGAAACUUAAAAAACUGGGUAUUGAUGUGAAGGCCGAAAUCAGUGUUCAAGCGCAAGUGGCCACAGCCAACGGCGCCGUGGGUGUCGGCGUUUCGAAACUAAAGGAUAGUAAAAAUGAAUCCCUAGAUUCGAAAAAGUCAACAUUGGCUCUAGGUGGUGACAUCUACGGUAAAGGCAAAAACCUUUCUUUCAAUGACUGGGCUGAGACAGUGUCUAGCUUCUCCAUGCCCGUCAAAGCCGAGUAUACUCCAAUCGCCAACUUUCUCGGCAAGAAUUUCGUGGAUGCAUACAACGACGCUUACGUGUUUUACGGCAAGGUCCUAGUCGGCGAAAAUGUCUAG
This is a messenger RNA of Babesia bigemina, 3621 nucleotides long. RefSeq names its product mac/perforin domain containing protein, putative. The coding region runs from base 1 to 3621 and encodes 1206 amino acids. NCBI's taxonomy places the organism in Eukaryota, Apicomplexa, Aconoidasida, Piroplasmida, Babesiidae. The record is from RefSeq and is a predicted model, not a curated record. The transcript has a single exon.